This is a messenger RNA of Penicillium roqueforti, 1908 nucleotides long. RefSeq lists its product as uncharacterized. The record is from RefSeq and is a predicted model, not a curated record. Gene Ontology annotation, biological process: actin filament polymerization. Lineage: Eukaryota; Fungi; Ascomycota; Eurotiomycetes; Eurotiales; Aspergillaceae. Gene Ontology annotation, molecular function: microtubule binding; actin binding. The coding region runs from base 1 to 1908 and encodes 635 amino acids. The transcript has 4 exons. Gene Ontology annotation, cellular component: cytoplasm; actin filament.
AUGACGCUCAGUAUCUCGAUUGAUCCAGAUCCCCACGGCUCGGAUCGCUCUUAUUCCGACGACGAGGGCUCGUCUGGUGUCCAUGUCCCUACAUCUUCCGAGUUAGAAAGUCAUGAGUACCAGGAUUAUGAUGAGUGGGCGCAUUUGCCAUAUCCGGAUGAAUUGAAACCAUCUGAUUCAGCCUCCCGACCAAGAACUUCGCACCGCAGUCGUCCGCCCCACGGUUCACGCUCCGCUUCGGGCCGUCGCCCAACAUCGCGACGUAUGGUUCAGGAACACCAGUCGUUCGCCCCUCGAGGCCGAAGACAACAAUCACCAGAUUCUCCCGAUAGUGCCGAUUCCGCCGAUGAGUACCCUCUCAAUUUUGGUCGAAAUGAUCGGAGGGGGUGGCAGCAACCUAUGCCACCCGCCCCUGGAUAUGCCCCUAGCCAGUCCUCUGGUCCAUCUUAUACUCCCUACCCUCCUCCCCCACCCCCGGGCCAUGGCCCGUAUGCCCACCACAAUCCUCCUCCGAUCACAUCGGAACUCAUGAGAAUUCCUCACCCGGGCCAACCUAACCCCUAUGGUGCUCCUCCGCCUUACGGAUACCCACCCCACUUUCAACCUGGGCCUCAUUUUCUUCCCGAUCAACCGCAACUUCAUCCACGACAUGCGCCUCGCCAGCCGCCUCAAUUGCACAAUCCAAUGCCGCCAAUGCCGCCAAUGCCGCACGCGAUGGGUCCCCACGGUAUCCAUUCCCCUUACCCUGGAUAUCCCCACGAGUUAAUGGCCUACGGUCAGACUGGUUUCUAUCGAGAUCAACCCAGCUAUUUCGGAGGACCGAUCCCGGGCAUGAUGCCUUCUCAUUAUUGGCCACCCUAUCCCCCAGUGCCUUCUCCUCCAGUGCAACCCAAACCUAAAUCUCCGCCCCCUGCAACGCCUGCUCCCGAACCUGCUCCGGCUCCAGCCCCAGCCCCGGCUCCGGCUCCGGCUCCGGCUCCAGCCCCUGAACCUGCUCCCCCUCCACCACCGCCUCCACCGGUUGACACUGCCAAGGAUGAGCAAAUUGCGAGGCUAGAGAAGUUGAUUUUGGACGACCGUCUAGAUCGUGAAGCGAAAGAGCUUGCCAAACAGCAGGCUAUUGAACGCGCGGCCGCCGAGAAAGCAGCCCAGGAUGCGCAGACUGCGCAUGAUCGGAAGAUUACCCAGGAAGCUGCGGCGCUUGCACGAGCGGAUGCCGAAAAAAAGGCGGCGGAGGAUGCCGCGAAGGCCAAGGAGGCAGCAGAGAAAGCCACCGCCGCGGCCGCUGCCGAGGCAGCAGCAGCAGCAACGGCCGCAGCUAAUGAAGCAGCUGCCAAAGCGGCCGCAGAAGCUGCUGAGGCAGCUGCUAAGGCUGCCGAACCGCCCCCACCACCGCCGCCACCACCACCCCCAGAGAAGAAGCAGCCUAUCAAAUUCAAGGAUGCUGUUGGGAGAAAAUUCAGUUUUCCAUUUGAACUAUGUGCUACCUGGCAGGGGAUGGAAGAACUCAUCCGGCAGGCUUUCCUCCAUAUUGAAGUCAUUGGACCUCAUGUCGCCGAGGGUCAUUAUGACCUUAUUGGCCCGAAUGGCGACAUUAUCCUCCCACAGGUUUGGGAAACUGUGGUCGAGCCUGACUGGGCUAUCACUAUGCACAUGUGGCCAAUUCCCGAAAAGCCAAAGGAAGACCCUCCUCCGCCUGCACCGGAACCGGCCCCUGUAAAACCUCCUGAUCCGCCUGCGGAGCCGAAGAAGAAAGCAGAUGCUCCUAAAAAAGCCAAGGCCAGAGGACCAGAUGUCCCCGGGAGUUUCGCGAUGUGGAUGUUAGGUGGCACCAAUCGCCGAGGGGGCAAAGGGGGUCCUAAAGUGGAAAAAAAGCCAGAAGUCCCUCCCCCGGCACCCGCACCAUGA